GAAUGGACCCAAACUAUUUUUUACUUAAAUUUUUCUUUAAUCACAAACUUUUGGAAGCCGACCCUAUUCAUCGCACCAAAUUUCCCAAGGCGGGUAGAAAUGGGUGCGCCAUGCGUGCGCAAUUCAUUGCGUGAAUGCGGCCCUGCCCCUUUUAUCGCAAAAUCAAAACAUCUCGGCCUCUUCGGGCCAGACGCCGUUGAUUAUUUUGUCACAACUGUUUACCUGCUCAACGCAGGUCGAAAAGUGCAUCCAAAGGAGCGGAAAAAAAGAUACCAUAGAAAUAGGCUGGUUCUAUUUGAAUUGUGGCGGAUAUGAAUGAAUUUGGCUACAAUCACACCCAUUCCGAAACGGCCGGUUCAAAGGGUCAAAAGAAAUGCGCCUUGGAGAAUAUGAAUGCUUCUUCCGACGAAGAGGAGGAAGGAUACGUUUCGCCCUACAAUUACUGCUCGAGUGAUGAAGACAAUGACCAGAGCAACCGACAGCUCCUGGACGAGCUUCCGGUGUUCUCUACGCAAUCCCUUUCCCCUUCCGGAAGGUCACUGUCUCCGAUAGACAUGGACACGUCUCCUCCACGCAGUUCUCGCGGUAACAGUUCAUGCAACACCCCCUACGACAGUCCCUAUGGCCAGACGGAACCCGCGUGUGGAAAAGACUACGUCACCCUGGAAGAGGUUCAAGCUCGGAUCGGAAUGACCCCGCCAUCUGCAGAACCGGUUGAGCAACCCGGUCGGUCGCCCCGGCUAAACCUGGAGACGAUUUUCGAGGACAAGUUUCUGGAAACGCCCCCAAAAGCGGGGAAAGAGUUCGAUGUGCGCACCAAUCAGAAUCAGCUACUUCGGAGAUCGUUCCGAAACCGGACGCAGAUGCUGGGGGCAAUGGGGGGCGAGGAGUGCGGAAGCGUUUCCCCGACCGAAAGUCUGAGCAAGCAAUUUUCCAACAAGGUGGUUCUGAAUUAGAUUUGGGUGAUACAUAUUAUGUAGGUUUCGUUUUAGAUAGCCCGAUUAUACCUCGAGUAGUUAGAUUCUAAGUGCCUUAUUUGUCCGGAAAUAAAUCGGCGGACGUUCGGUUCGCGCUCUCCAUGUACAGAAAUUUAUUGAGAGCUUUGAUAGCAAAGCUCGAAAUGUUUUUUGUAAUCAGUAUA
Messenger RNA from Aedes aegypti (yellow fever mosquito), 1141 nucleotides. RefSeq lists its product as uncharacterized. The record is from RefSeq and is a predicted model, not a curated record. Bases 312 to 956 code for a protein of 214 amino acids. NCBI's taxonomy places the organism in Eukaryota, Metazoa, Arthropoda, Insecta, Diptera, Culicidae. The transcript has 2 exons.